UUUCUGUUUUUGUUUUUGUUGUUUGAUUGUUUUCUGUUUAAUGUCGUUUGUUUGUCGGGUGCUUUCUUCGGGUCUGUUCUAUGCCAGUUUCUUGCUGGAAGUUGAAUGAUAUAUGUUUUGUUGGUCUUUCAAAAAAUUACUUAAUUUGUGUGACCGAACAAAGUGAACGAGUUUAAUUUUCUGCAACAGUUUGACUUGCAGUAGUUUGACUUUUCUAUGCAACAGUUUGACUUAAUUACCUCUGCCAAAGUUGUGCUGUCAUUGGGCAGCAGCUACGGUGGCAUUAAUUCUGCCAUUACUCUUCUCCAAUUUCCCACAAUAUAUCCAUCCCUCCAUACAUGCACUGAACUCUCCAUCAAUACCCCAACUACAAAUCUCUUCAUCUUCCUCCAUAAAUCUCACUGUUCCACUCUACAUUUCAUCAAUGGCAAACAAGAUGUUGCAACUUCUUACUCUGUCCAUUAUUACUUCUCUUCUACUGUUUGAUCAAACUCAUACUUAUAACUUGAACCCUGCUACCAAUUUACAAAUUCUUCUGGAUGUUAAAACAUCUUUUACCCAAGACCCACAAAAUGUUCUCCAUAAUUGGUCAGAUAAAAACCCAAGUUACUGCAACUGGACUGGUGUCACAUGUGAUGAUGAUAAGUUUACUCAGGUGGUGGGUCUUAACCUCUCCGGUGCAUCACUCAGUGGCUCGAUCUCACCGUCGAUUUCGCUUCUACAUAAUCUCAUCCACCUUGAUCUUUCAUCAAAUCAGCUUUCUGGUCCAAUCCCAUCUAAUAUUUCCACUCUUACCUCCUUGUCAACUCUAUUUCUGUUUUCCAACAAACUUUCGGGUCACAUUCCGGUAGAGCUCGGUUCGCUUUACAGUCUUCAAGUUCUCCGUAUCGGUGAUAACCGCUUCACUGGCCCUAUCCCCGCUUCGUUCGGUGAUCUCCGGAACUUGGUGGUUCUCGGUUUGGCCUCUUGUAGUUUCUCCGGACUGAUACCGCCACAGCUCGGAAGACUAUCUAGGCUUGAGAAUCUGGUUAUAGAAGAAAAUAAUUUGGAGGGACCGAUCCCGCGUGAACUUGGAAACUGUUCGAGUCUAGUGGCGUUUCGGGCUUCGGUUAAUAAUCUUAACGGUUCAAUUCCGGAUGAGUUGUAUGAUCUCGAAAACCUUCGGACGUUGAAUUUGGCUAAUAAUAGUUUAUCCGGAGAGAUCUCAAGCAGGAUAGGCGAGUUGAGUCAGCUCGCCUAUCUGAAUCUGCUUGGGAAUCUGCUUGAGGGACAGAUUCCCAAGUCAGUUUCGGGGCUCAGGAAUCUAUGGAAUCUGGAUUUGUCAGCAAAUAAGUUAAGUGGUGAAGUCCCUGGAGAAUUGGGGAACAUGGGUCAACUGGUGUACCUAGUACUAUCGAACAAUAGUCUUUCUGGUACGAUUCCGAAGAAUAUAUGUUCCAACACAAACAAAAGUUUGGAACAUCUGGCGAUUUCGCAGAACUCGAUUUCGGGUGAAAUUCCCAGAGAAUUGGGAAACUGCGUGUCGUUGAAGUAUCUUGAUUUGUCGAAUAAUACACUCAACGGGUCCAUACCGAUGGAGCUUUUCGGGUUGGUCAAGUUGACUGAUAUGAUGCUGAAUAACAAUACAUUGACGGGUUUAGUUCCACCCGCGAUAGCGAAUCUCAGCAGUUUGGUGACACUGGCGCUGUUUCAGAACAAGUUGAGUGGCGAGUUACCAAAAGAAAUCGGUAUGCUUCAGAAGCUCGAGAUUCUGUUUCUGUAUGACAAUCAAUUUUCGGGACAAAUCCCGUUGGAGAUAGGCAACUGCUCCAGCUUAACAAUGGUUGAUUUUUAUCGAAAUCAUUUCAGCGGUGAAAUUCCGGUUACUUUCGGGCGGCUCAGCCAGUUGAAUUUCAUUCAUCUAAGACAAAACAAGCUCUCCGGAGAGAUCCCCGCGACUUUCGGUAACUGCCAUUGGCUGACCGUUAUAGACCUGGCUGACAACAGUCUCACCGGUCGAAUUCCCGCCACGUUUGGGUAUCUAAGCUCGUUAGAACAGUUGAUGCUUUACAAUAACUAUUUAGAAGGCAGUCUCCCUUUACAGCUAACCAACAUUGCCAGUUUUACGAGAAUAAACCUCUCCAACAACAAACUGAACGGCAGCAUCGUUCCAUUGUGUAGUUCGGGAUCGUAUCUCUCGUUUGAUGUCACCAACAAUGAGUUUGAUGGUGAGAUUCCAUCCCAGUUCGGGAACUCACCCUCUCUUCAAAGGCUAAGGCUCGGAAAAAACCGAUUCACAGGAAGAAUUCCACCUGCAUUGGGGAAAAAUCAACAAUUGUCACUCUUGGAUUUAUCAAACAAUCGGCUCACGGGUUCUUUACCUCGUGAGCUUUCGAUGUGUAAACAGUUAACUCAUGUUGAUCUCGAUAACAACUCCCUUUCGGGCUCACUCCCCCCAUGGCUCGGAGACUUGCCGCUUUUGGGUGAGUUAAAGCUCUCAUCCAACAACUUUACGGGGUCGCUUCCCUUAAACUUAUUCAACUGUUGGAAACUUUUGGUCCUUUCACUCGAUUACAAUUCGCUUACCGGCAACCUCCCCGAAGAAAUCCGCAAACUUACGUCGAUUAAUGUCCUAAAGUUGAACAAGAAUCAGCUUUCGGGACAAAUCCCAGAAGCUAUAGGGACGUUAAGCAAACUCUACGAGAUCCAGCUCUCGAGCAACAAUUUUAGCGGCGAAAUCCCGCCUCAAAUCGGGCAACUAAAGAAUUUACAGAGUGUUCUAGAUCUCAGUUACAAUAAUCUGACUGGCAGCAUCCCGGUCUCACUCGGAACACUUGUGAAACUCGAGGUGCUAGACCUCUCGCAUAACGGUUUAACGGGACCCGUUCCAAGAGAACUCAGUCGGAUGAGUAGUUUAGGGAGGCUUAAUCUCUCCUAUAACAAUCUUCAAGGGAAGUUAGACGACGGGUACUCGCAUUUACCGAUUGACUCAUUUGUCGGGAAUCUUCGCCUUUGCGGGCUUCCUCUUGAUCCUUGUCGGGGCACCAUCCAUCAUCGAAAUGGGUGGAGUCCGGCAUCUGUUAUUGCAAUCUCGGUUUUAUCCACCGUAGCGGUUAUUGCACUAAUGUUUAUUACGGCCAUCUUAUUGUUUAGAACCAAGAGGUCAGGGUUUAAUCGAGGUGGAGACGUGUCCAGCGCAUAUUAUUUUUCCUCGCCUUCGUCUCGAACGCGAAGACCGUCGUUUUUCAAAUGGGGUUCGACCCGAAGUGAUUUCAGAUGGGAAGACAUCAUGGAGGCGACGAACAAUCUAAGUGACGAGUUCAUAAUCGGGUCAGGAGGGUCGGGAACAAUCUAUAGGGCGGAAUUUGUAACGGGUGAGAUAGUAGCUAUUAAAAGAAUACGGUGGAAAGAUGAUGUGUUUAUUGAUAAAAGUUUUGCCCGAGAAGUGAACACAAUUGGCCGGAUAAAGCACAGACGGUUAGUGAAGUUACUCGGUUAUUGCUGCAACAAAAUGGCGGGAUCGAACUUGUUGAUCUACGAGUACAUGGAGAAUGGGAGUGUGUAUGAUUGGCUGCACCGGGAGCAAGAAAACGUCAAGAAACGAGAGACGCUAGACUGGGAUACAAGAUUGAACAUCGCGGUCGGGUUAGCUCAGGGUGUAGAGUACCUUCACAAUGAUUGUGUGCCUAUGAUCAUUCACCGUGAUAUCAAGUCGGCUAACGUUCUUCUUGACAUAAACAUGAACGUGCAUUUGGGAGACUUCGGGCUUGCAAAAGCCAUGACCGGGAACCAUGACUCGAUGACUAGCAACUCGAAUACGUGGUUUGCAGGGUCGUACGGUUACAUCGCUCCAGAAUACAUUUACUCCUUCAAGGCGACCGAUAAAAGCGACAUCUACAGUAUGGGGAUUGUGUUGUUGGAACUGGUGACGGGGAGAAUGCCGACCGCAGGAACUUUUGGUGAAAAUGUGGAUAUGGUGAGAUGGGUGGAGUCGCGUAUUGAAAUGCAAGGACCAGAACGCGAGGAACUAAUAGACACGCGUUUAAAACCACUUUUACCACAAGAAGAAAAUGCUGCUUUUCAAGUUCUUGAAAUUGGACUUCGGUGCACAAGAAGCGCUCCGGCUGAGAGACUGUCUUCUAGGCAGGCGUGUGAUCUUCUCAUGCGUGUGUUAAAGGACCGGGAAUUGAAUGCCGAAAAGAUAAGUUUAGAUUAGUACGCUUAGCUUCAUGAAUGAAUGUAUCCAGGUUAGUUUCAAAUGCAACAAAGAAAACCUAUCACAAAUAUUACUGUUUGAGUUUAACAUCCCUAAAUUCUUA
This is a messenger RNA of Helianthus annuus (common sunflower), 4298 nucleotides long. Its product is annotated as LRR receptor-like serine/threonine-protein kinase GSO1. Bases 425 to 4195 code for a protein of 1256 amino acids. Gene Ontology annotation, cellular component: plasma membrane. Gene Ontology annotation, molecular function: protein kinase activity; ATP binding; protein binding. The transcript has 2 exons. Gene Ontology annotation, biological process: protein phosphorylation. NCBI's taxonomy places the organism in Eukaryota, Viridiplantae, Streptophyta, Magnoliopsida, Asterales, Asteraceae. The record is from RefSeq and is a predicted model, not a curated record.